This is a messenger RNA of Neospora caninum, 1053 nucleotides long. Its product is annotated as SRS domain-containing protein. The record is from RefSeq and is a predicted model, not a curated record. Gene Ontology annotation, cellular component: membrane. Bases 1 to 1053 code for a protein of 350 amino acids. The transcript has a single exon. NCBI's taxonomy places the organism in Eukaryota, Apicomplexa, Conoidasida, Eucoccidiorida, Sarcocystidae.
AUGACCGCCUGGGGUUUUCCAGCAUUCACCGAAAUGAGUCGAAUUCGCCUUCUUGAGAGGAUUUUUCGUUUUUUGCUCGCCAUUGUGUUGGCAGGCGUCCUUCUCGAGCCGAUUUCGUCUUCCGCAACUCCGGGUAACUCCUCGAGCAGCGACGUGCCGACUUGCGACAAGGCAGGGACGUCGCCGGGCGAGCUUAGAGCACAGCUUGAUUUGACCCUCAGUUCCGAUUCCGAUAGCGUUUCGUUCAAGUGUAGUUCGGCUCAGGAAGCAACGCGCGAACCAAGCAACGGGAACGUCUAUACCGAUGAGAGCUGCUCACAGGACCAUCCACUGGCGACGGUGUAUACGAACGCCAAAUUGUCGGAAUCAAUCGAUGCAGACAAGAUCAAGUACACGUUGACUAUCCCGAAGGGUUCACGCACGACCGAAAAAGUGCUGUGCUACAAAUGCACCUUACCCAGUACAGAUCCGGAAGGGAAAAGUAUCGCCACCCAAACUGAAGGCAAGGUGUGCAAGGUAAAAAUUACUGUGGAUGCUGUCGAACCAAUUAAGCCUGAACCCGAAUCCAGUGACGAACAAUCAACGGGGGUCAUCGAAUGCACAGGUGCUGACACAACCAAAGAGGCAAGUGUCUCCGCAGAAUCUCCUCUCUCAUUCAAAUGUGGAGCUGGAAUGUCCCUGCACCCGACAAAUUUGACAGACGUGUUUGAUGACCAGGACGGGAAGUGCGCCGCUGAGGUUGCGCUGCAGACUCUCGUUGACGCCACAUUAACAAAAACUGACGCUGAAGCCACACAUAACGAACAGCCAGUAUACCGGCUUGUUGUGAAGACGGCUCCUCCUGAAGACACUGCCCUCUGCUACAAGUGUGUGACUACUUCCAGCAACCUGGAAACAAAGACCAACUCCGGAGAAGAAUCGGCUGCGAAAGAGUGCCUACUGAAAAUAUCUGUGAAGGGAAGCCCAUCGUCAGCGUUUUCGCCGACAUGGGGAUCUCCCCAGGGAGCCCUCGUCUUCUUUGUAGCAGCACAAAUGAUGCUCAGCAUGUCUUAG